Capsicum annuum is the source of this 1547-nucleotide messenger RNA. RefSeq names its product lysM domain-containing GPI-anchored protein 2. The record is from RefSeq and is a predicted model, not a curated record. The transcript has 4 exons. The coding region runs from base 284 to 1360 and encodes 358 amino acids. NCBI's taxonomy places the organism in Eukaryota, Viridiplantae, Streptophyta, Magnoliopsida, Solanales, Solanaceae.
AGUUAUUAAAAUAAAGAAAAAACUGUUGUGGGUUCCUUUCCAAUCAGUGCUUUCACUAUCCACUUUCUACAUUCAUGCAGUAAACUGUUUUCCUUUUUCCAUUUUCUCAUAUUCAGGCCCUCUUCUUCUUAGUAUUUACACAUUAAAUUAAUUAAUUUCCACACCCCUCUCCCUCCCCACUAUAAUACCCACCCCUUUCUCCCCACUACUCCAUUCUGUAACUCCCACAAAUAUCCAUCCCUUCUUUGCUUUUUCCCUUUCGCCAUUUCUUUUGAAGAGAAUAAUGGUUUCUUUUUCGAGGCUGACGACAAGUAGUGCUGCUUCCCUCUUAUGCCUUGUUUGGCUGCUCACCAUUUCAUCUCCGGCAUCAGCUUCCUUCACUUGCACCUCCGCAGCUACUUGCGACGCCAUUAUUGACUAUACCUUACCCAACUCCACUACCUUUAACGCCCUCAAGAAGCUCUUCCAAGUCAAGAACCUUCGUUCCCUCCUCGGCGUCAACAACCUCCCCAUGACUACCCCUGCUGAUCAGAAACUCCCGGCCAAUCAAACCAUCAAAAUCCCCUUUCCUUGCCUCUGUAGAAACGGUACCGGAAUAGCCAACAAGCGACCCACUUACACCGUCAUCCCCGACGACUUCCUCUCCCACAUAGUCACCGACAUCUUUGCUGGUUUAUUCACUGUUCAGGAACUCCAGACGGUUAACAACAUAUCCAACCCGAAUUUGAUACAGCCCGGGGAUAAACUGUGGAUCCCAUUGCCUUGCAGCUGCGACGACGUUGGCGGCGAAAAGGUUGUUCAUUAUGGUCGAUUGGUGGCCACUGGAAACACCAUAGAGGGCAUUGCUCAGCGGUACAAUGUCUCCCAGGACACCCUUUUGAGGCUGAAUCGUUUGGCAAGUCCUAAAGAACUUUUAGCUGGCUCUGUUCUUGACAUUCCGCUUAAAGCUUGCCAAUCAACAGUGAGCAACACCUCACUGGACUAUCCAUUGCUAGUACCAAAUGACACAUACGUAUUCACUGCUGCCAAUUGUGUAACGUGCAAGUGUGAUUCUGCAAACAACUGGACCUUGCAAUGCCAGCCAUCCCAGAUAAAGUCAUCUCUUUGGAAGACAUGCCCCUCUAUGCAGUGCCAAGGUUUAGAUAACUUCUACAUUGGGAAUGUCACAUCUUCAGAUUGUAAUUCCACAGCUUGCACUUACGCUGGUUACAGCAACCAGACCAUUUUUACCACAAGCACUCAGUUAACUUGCCCUGCCGCUGACAAUAACUCUUCCGGAAUGAGGCCAGGGACAGAGAGUUGGAAUAUCAUCCUUGUUGCUAUCCAUCUGGUGUUUCUAUCUGCAUUGUAUCUGAGAUAACUCGUUAAGUCUGUAAAAGGGUGCAGUUUUUUAGCUUUAUAGUAGCAGCCAGCAUUUAUUUAUGGUGGUGGAGAAAUCUUCAGUUCAUCCACGAAAUAACAUGAUUGAGACAACCUUUCUUCUUCUGUCAUUUUGUCAGUCUACCAGAUUCUAACUAGUAUUAAGUUCGUCAUUUCUUUUUGUUGAA